Anastrepha ludens (Mexican fruit fly) is the source of this 1270-nucleotide messenger RNA. RefSeq lists its product as uncharacterized. Lineage: Eukaryota; Metazoa; Arthropoda; Insecta; Diptera; Tephritidae. The record is from RefSeq and is a predicted model, not a curated record. The transcript has a single exon. The coding region runs from base 92 to 385 and encodes 97 amino acids.
UAGGCAACACAGCAGUGCCACAACGAAGAACAAACCGUUCGCAAAGUUUUAAGUUAUUUCGAAGAAUCUAAAACUCUUAGAAUACACAAAAAUGGCAGAAGAUUUGAAAAGCAGCUCAUUGCCUUACCAGCUUUACCGUUAUAAUGAGCAAUUACGCCAUUCAAGUCCUCGAAACGGUGGUACACGUCGCAUUAAGACAAAAAUGGAUUUAACCUCAAAACUGAUAACAGAAAAUAUAAAACAUCUCAAUGAUUACGGCGUGGAAGAUUUGAUAGCAAUUAAUCGACAAGUGGAUUUUAAAGAAGAAUUAUCAAUCAAAUAUGAGCUGAUGCAGGAGAAAUGCAUAAAGAAUAGUUCAGAAAAUAUGCCCAGCACAUGGCUGUAGAAAAAAAAACACCUGAAGCACUUUGGAAGACUAGACGAGAUAAAUAAUUCAGAGAGCAAUUAUUAAAACUACUCUUGAGGACAUGAGACCUGAAGUCGAUCAACGUGCUCGGCUUAAUGCUAAGUAAGCUAUUGGUGUACUUACACCUGAAGAAAUUAUCGCGAAAAUGAUGAUAGACGAAGAAAAAUGGAAUGCCGUCAAAAAUUUUGUGGAGGAUAUUAUCCGAAAAAAGAAAGCGCGAAAUGGAAAAUUAUGCUGAAGAGCAUUGAGCAUAGGUUUCUCAAAACAGGCGGCCCUGGACGCAAGGUGAUUAAGUAAGUGUCCUUCUUAGGACGCCGUCUUGGCCCUCUACCUCGAAGCAAUGCGGAAGCAGUCCCGGGGUGGAGGGAAAAAACCAAGAGAAGAGGAGGGAUAUUUUUAAUAGAAUCACCACACACGUAGUAGCAACGGUUACUAUAUGGUGCGAAGGCAUUUUUAACCCAACCUCACCGCCAAAAACAAAAAAAAAAAACAAUGCUAAGUACUGACCACUCACGCCAGGUGGGGUGGUGACUGGCAGCCAAAAGAGCAGUGAGUUUCAAUUCAGCAACGACAUCGGAAGUAUUAGCAACAUAUUGCAAAAUGGGAGAUAAACCAGACCACAAAUUGCCAAAUACGUAAGCAAGCAGAAUGGCGGGCAUAAACGAAUUGCUAGCAGCAACAUUUGUGCGGAUUAAGUUCGGCGUUUUUGUGCACUUUUUCUUCAUCAAAAUACUAUGAUGGCAGAAGUCUUCGAAGAUGGUCGCAGUACAACCAACAGAAAUUCUCCACUAAUAUUAGUUUUAAAAUUAGUAAAAGAAGUUUGUAUUUAUUGUAAUUAAAAGGCGCAUAAAAAAAGUUAAAUAA